Molecule: messenger RNA, 264 nt
Organism: Meloidogyne enterolobii
Lineage: Eukaryota; Metazoa; Nematoda; Chromadorea; Rhabditida; Meloidogynidae
Source: the annotation of a GenBank genome assembly
AUGAUUUUCUCAACAAAAAUUAUUUUACUUUCGUUAAUAUUACCUGCUUUGAUUCUGGCUAAAAGUCGUGAAAAAUCAGAUGAAAUAAUUAUGGACGGAGGUAAAAGAAACUUUUCUAUGGACACAUUGCCCAAUUGUACUGAAAAACAUGAUGAUAUGGAUCAGUCGUCUCCACGUCCUAUUGGAUUACCUCCGUGUAAACCUCCAUUUGAACAUCACCCUCGCCGUGUUGGAGAAGGUGAAGGACCAAAUAAGAAUGUUUAA